Elephantulus edwardii (Cape elephant shrew) is the source of this 1338-nucleotide messenger RNA. It is a transcript of the gene SH2D4A, whose product is annotated as SH2 domain containing 4A. The transcript has 9 exons. The record is from RefSeq and is a predicted model, not a curated record. NCBI's taxonomy places the organism in Eukaryota, Metazoa, Chordata, Mammalia, Macroscelidea, Macroscelididae. Gene Ontology annotation, molecular function: phosphatase binding. Gene Ontology annotation, cellular component: cytoplasm. Bases 1 to 1338 code for a protein of 445 amino acids.
AUGCUGAAACAGAUACUUUCAGACAUGUUCAUAGAUCCUGAUCUACUGGCAGAGCUCAAUGAGGAACAGAAACAGAUCCUAUUCUACAAGAUGAGGGAGGAACAGAUCCGACGGUGGAAAGAAAGAGAAGAAGCAAUGGAAAAGAGGGAGUCCCUGCCAGUGAAAUCCAGACCCAAGAAAGAGAAUGAGAAAUCUGUUCAGUGGAAACUGGGAGCUGAUAAAGAAGUCUGGGUCUGGGUGAUGGGCGAACAUCAUCUAGACAAACCCUAUGAUGUGCUCUGUAAUGAAAUUAUUGCUGAGAGGGCCCGGCUGAAAGCAGAACAGGAAGCCAAAGAGCUCAGAAAACUUCAAGCCAAUAGCUUGAAACCAAAAUCAGAACCCGAUGAUCUACAAGCACCAAAUAACUGGGAGACUCAGCACAUCUCAAAGAAAGUGAGUGAGGAGAAGGAGCUGGGGCAGGGAUCUCGACCAGCACCGAGCCCGGGAGAAGAGAAAAUCCACUCACCCUCUAGUUCUCCACGAAAUAUUCAGCAAAUGUUGGCAGAUUCUAUCAAUCGAAUGAAGACAUAUGGAUUUCACCAGAAGAAAGAAUCCAUGAAAAAAAAAGAAGAAGAAAUAAAACAACUGGAUGAAGAGAGGACCAAGCAGAUUUACAAGAGCUGGAAGGAAGACUCGGAGUGGCAGGCAUCUUUGCGCAAAUCCAAAGCAGCUGAUGAGAAGAGACGGUCUCUGGCUAAACAAGCUCGGGAAGACUAUAAGAGGUUAUCCCAAAAAGGAAGAAGCGGCGAAGGGCUGCAGAGUUUCUCAAGUGUUUCACAGAAACCAAAAAGGCCCCCCCUUCCUCCCAAACCUCUGUUCUUAAACCCGCCGGGAUACCCUAUGAAGCCUCCCAGAAAUGGGGGAGUGACAAGGACAGCCUCCAGCUCUCUCCACAAGGACAUCAUACAGUGGUUUAAAGAGGAACAGCUGCCCCUGCGAGCCGGCUACCAGAAAACCUCAGACACCAUUGCUCCCUGGUUCCAUGGAAUUCUCACACUUGGCAGAGCCAACGAGCUUCUGAGUUCAGGUGUGCCGGGCAGCUUUCUGAUCCGAGUCAGUGAGAAGAUCAGAGGCUACGUCCUGUCCUACCUGUCCGAGGAUGGCUGUAAACAUUUCAUCAUAGAUGCUUCUGCAGACUCAUACAGCUUCCUGGGCGUGGACCAGCUGCAGCAUGCUACUUUGGCCGAUUUGGUGGAAUACCACAAGGUGGAACCCAUAACUUCCUUGGGGAAAGAGCUUCUCCUUCACCCCUGUGGACAGCAAGACCAGCCGCCUGACUACCUGGAGCUCUUUGAGUGA